Molecule: messenger RNA, 686 nt
Organism: Amaranthus tricolor (Joseph's coat)
Lineage: Eukaryota; Viridiplantae; Streptophyta; Magnoliopsida; Caryophyllales; Amaranthaceae
Product: early nodulin-like protein 20
Exons: 2
Coding region: 51-581 (176 amino acids)
Cellular component (GO): plasma membrane
Molecular function (GO): electron transfer activity
Source: RefSeq, a predicted model, not a curated record
UAUUAGAGGAUUUUUCGUUAAUUAAAGGGGGUCUAAAAUUAAUAACAAGUAUGGUAAUUUUGGUAAUAUUAUACUUAGGGUUGGGGAUGGUAGUAGAAAUGGGAGAAGGAAGAGUUCCUGUUUUGCAUGAGGUUGGAGGAGAUAGAUAUGGUUGGCGAGUUAAUAUCAAUUUUACUAAUUGGGCUUCUCAUCAACACUUCUAUGUUGGAGAUUGGCUUUAUUUCGGAUUUGACAAGACAAAAGCAAGUGUGUUAGAAGUGAACCAAACAGGUUACCAGAAUUGCAUAGAGACUAAUUUCAUCACCAACAUAACAAAAGGAGGAAGAGAUGUUUUCAAUCUAACGGCUGCGAGGUCUUACUACUUCAUCAGCGGUCGAGGUUACUGCAAACGUGGCAUCAAGCUUAGCAUCACCGUCCAAAUUCCACCUCCUGAUAACCAUACAAUCAAUCCCGACCCUCCAUCGACUAAAUCUCCUUCUAUCAUAUUUUCUGAUGCUACAACCCGCAUCUUUUACCCGUUCCAUCAUUUUUCUAUCAUGAUCAUCAUCAUGAUCAUCAUAAGCUGUACAAUUCUAGCUUAGCUAUUCUGAUUAUGACACGUACUGUGAGAUCCAGCCGUUCAACAGGAUAUGAUCAAGUGUGCAACACUUGUCGUGAGAUGCUUGAGGAGUUUUACUCUAGUAGGA